AUGAACGUUCGUAAUCCGAAGUGGAGCGUCCCAGAGUAUUGCAAAGAAAUAUGGAUCAGCGGAAGCAUGGAUCCGGAUGAUCUCAAAUACCGGAGGCUCCUGGAUCUUUUCUUGAACUGUGAAAGGAAGUGGAAUUGCAUCCAUUUGGAAUGUCAAUAUGCUGUAUCGCCCACGGCUCUCUUGACAUUGCUGGAGGCAACUUUUAACAAAACGAACAUGCUUCACCUCAACAACUGCAUGUUAGAUGUUCCAUCAUUCUCUUCUUUGUAUGAUGGCAUGGCCUCUAGGAAUGAGCUAAGACGCAUCACCCUUGAACAUUCGGGACCUUUCCUGGAAGAACAAAUGGCCAUCUUUGCUGAAGGUUUGUCGCUAGCGAAAGAUUUGGAAUUCCUUUCUCUCAGGAACAUCAAUUUACAGUCUUCAAGAAUAACAGAAGCUCUCAUUGCAGGUUUGCAGGACAAUGACACGCUCGAAUGCCUUAAUUUGUCUUUCUGUCGCAUACAACGUGAUACUCUACCAAGACUUUUGGCAUCGCUCUAUAAUCACUCCAAGCUAACCCGUCUCGAGAUCUUCACUUCGAACCGCUUAUCACCGAUAAUACACGAUCACAUUCGGGACUGGCUCUCAAGGCAUGAUUAUAGGCGACUUGCAGCCAUUAGAUUGCUUGCUUAUCGGGGACAAUUGCACUCUCGAGACAUUGAUUCUCGCGGACAACCCAAUUUCCUUGCCCGACACUCUAAGGUUCGCAAGGAAAUUGCCCCAAAUGAAAGCACUGAGGAAUCUUGA
This is a messenger RNA of Cylindrotheca closterium, 786 nucleotides long. Lineage: Eukaryota; Bacillariophyta; Bacillariophyceae; Bacillariales; Bacillariaceae. The record is from the annotation of a GenBank genome assembly.